Molecule: messenger RNA, 261 nt
Organism: Anthostomella pinea
Lineage: Eukaryota; Fungi; Ascomycota; Sordariomycetes; Xylariales; Xylariaceae
Source: the annotation of a GenBank genome assembly
AUGGCCUAUGGUGUAAAGCACGAGAAUCUCACAAGGGACAUCUGGCAAGAGCCCGGCGUCCUAGAUGCCUUCGCGAAGGUCUCCGACACAGAUAGCCUGAUCGCCUCGUUCGACGCAGUCAACUUCCCUUCCCGGCCCGUCAAGACUCGAGAACGAACGAACGGACCGGAGGAUGGCGGACUCGUUGUCUUCAAGGGCACGCACCUACUAUCAAAGGAGUUCCACGAGGAGUUCAUGGAGUCAGACAAGGUGUGGAUCUGA